Messenger RNA from Salvelinus sp. IW2-2015, 2124 nucleotides. RefSeq names its product cell division cycle protein 27 homolog. Gene Ontology annotation, molecular function: protein binding; nucleic acid binding. Gene Ontology annotation, biological process: metaphase/anaphase transition of mitotic cell cycle; anaphase-promoting complex-dependent catabolic process; DNA integration. Gene Ontology annotation, cellular component: anaphase-promoting complex; cytoplasm. The record is from RefSeq and is a predicted model, not a curated record. Lineage: Eukaryota; Metazoa; Chordata; Actinopteri; Salmoniformes; Salmonidae.
CUGAACUAAGAAAGGAACUGAAGAAAGAGGGAAACAAAAAACAGUGGACGAGAGAAGGAGCCUGACAACGGAAUGACGGUGCUGCAGGAACCUGUUCAGGCUGCUGUUUGGCAUGCACUAAACCACUAUGCCUACCGAGAUGCCGUGUUCCUGGCUGAGAGACUCUAUGCUGAAGUGCAUUCGGAGGAGGCCCUCUUUCUGUUAGCCACUUGCUACUAUCGUUCGGGAAAGGCCUACAAGGCAUACCGCCUUCUCAAGGGGCACAGCUGCACAACGCCACAAUGCAAAUACCUCCUCGCCAAGUGCUGUGUAGAACUGAGCAAGCUUGCAGAGGGAGAGCAGAUCCUGACAGGGGGGGUCCUGAACAAACAGAAGAGCCAGGAGGACAUUGUCACAGAGUUUGGAGACUCUGCCUGUUUCACGUUAUCCAUGUUGGGGCAAAUCUAUUGCAAAACGGAUCGUCUGGCCAAAGGUUCGGAAUGUUAUCAGAAGAGCCUGAGUAUGAAUCCUUUCCUGUGGUCUCCCUUUGAGUCCCUCUGUCAGAUCGGUGAUCGUCCGGACCCGGAGCAGAUCUUCAGACUGACGUCCCUGCAGUGCUUCAGCGGCGGGAGUGGAGCCCCUUCCCUGCUCCCCAUCAGCCCCGCCCACACGCCUAGCCACAACAUGCCCCACCGCCAGGUGGACACGGUGCUCAUGGAGACGCCCCAGGACACCUUAGAGUUAAACAGACUGAACCUAGAGUCUUCCAACUCCAAGUACUCGUCUCUGAACACAGACUCCACCAUGUCCUACAUCGACUCGUCGUCAUCUCCCCCGGACACCGUAGGGUCUCUGGGGACAGGCGGCUCCCUGCUAUCCAAACAAGUGCAGAACAAACCCAAGAGUGGGCGCAGUCUACUGGGAGGACCGGCAGCACUCAGCCCCCUCACACCUAGUUUUGGAAUCUUGCCCCUGGAGCCCAGCCCAGGGGAACCCUUGUAUCUUCAGAACUACUCUCACAGUGGCUCGGGGAUGGAGCCGCCCCCUCCCGGAGUCCCACCAAAGAAGUCUGUAGCGAGAAUCAGUCAGGUGGGGACGAAGUCAGUGUUUGCACAGAGUGGUAACAGCAGGGAGGUCAUCCCUAUCCCCUUCAACCAAACUCAGACCACUGCCCCCCCACAGACCAGUACUACGCCUCAAGUGCUGAGCCCCACCAUCGCUGCUCCCCCCAACGUGCAGCCCAGACGGAGCUCCAGACUAUUCACCAGUGCCAGCUCUACUGCCAAGGAGAAUAGCAAGAAGCUGAAAAUGAAGUUCCCCACCAAAAUCCCCAACCGGAAGACCAAGUCAAAAACGGGCAAGGGAGGCAUCACCCCAUCCAACCUGAACGAGAGCAUUGAGAUCCUCAAGCUGGACUCGUCCAUGACAGAGGGGAAAGUCAGUAUGGGCUCUCCUCAGUUCCAGGUCUUCAGUCUGCAGAAGGCUGCUGCAGAUGGCCUGAUGUUGCUGAUGCGAGACAUCGGCCGGGGGUACCUGGCCCUCUGCUCUUACAACUGUAAAGAGGCCAUCAGCAUCCUGAGCCAGCUGCCCUCCCAUCACUACAACACAGGGUGGGUCCUGGGACAGAUCGGCAGGGCCCACUUUGAGCUGGCCGAAUACAUGCAGGCGGAGAGGAUCUUCUCUGAGGUGCGGCGUAUCGAGAGCUACCGGGUGGAGGGCAUGGAGAUUUACUCCACCACCCUGUGGCACUUGCAGAAGGACGUGGCCCUGUCGGCCCUGUCCAAAGACCUCACCGACAUGGACAAGAAUUCACCAGAGGCAUGGUGCGUGGCUGGUAACUGUUUCAGUCUGCAGCGGGAGCAUGACAUAGCCAUUAAGUUCUUCCAGCGUGCCAUCCAGGUGAACCCGGGCUUUGCCUACGCCUACACGCUGCUAGGCCAUGAGUUUGUCCUCACAGAGGAGCUGGAGAAGGCUCUGGCCUGCUUCCGUAACGCCAUCAGAGUCAACACACGCCACUACAAUGCCUGGUAUGGCUUGGGGAUGAUCUACUAUAAGCAGGAGAAAUUCAACCUGGCAGAGAUUCACUUCAAGAAGGCACUUAGCAUCAACCCUCAGAGCUCUGUGCUCCUCUGCCACAUCGGAGUG